This is a messenger RNA of Colletotrichum siamense, 1653 nucleotides long. It is a transcript of the gene UHRF1, whose product is annotated as E3 ubiquitin-protein ligase UHRF1. Gene Ontology annotation, molecular function: ubiquitin protein ligase activity. The record is from RefSeq and is a predicted model, not a curated record. Lineage: Eukaryota; Fungi; Ascomycota; Sordariomycetes; Glomerellales; Glomerellaceae. Gene Ontology annotation, biological process: protein ubiquitination; negative regulation of gene expression via chromosomal CpG island methylation. The coding region runs from base 1 to 1653 and encodes 550 amino acids. The transcript has a single exon.
AUGAGCUACGACGUUCCCUACGAGGACCAGAACUCCCUGUGUGAGCAGGGUCACCAUGGCUAUGCUUCUCAUGAUGGAGACGAAGUUGGCAUGAGCAUGGACUUCCACAUGGCCAACAAUAACGAGGUUUCUGAUGCUCACAACGCAUUCGCCAAACAGGAGGACGAGCAAGCCUGCCGCAGUGAUGACACCGUCGCCCAGGACGAGCGCAUGGUCGAGAAUACAUCGACCAACGAUCAGCAGACUAAUUUCGCUAAUCAUCCGAACAAACACGUGGACCCCGCCGUGGAGGCAAAGCUUAUCGAUGACUUCCAUCGCCUCGCAGCGGAGAUUCUCGUCGCUUCAAAGGAGAAUAAGGGUCCGCCUGCCCAGGACAUCUACAACAGCCUCGAGCAGCACUUCGGCUACAUUGAGUGGCGGGCCGAUUUCAUUGUCGGAGAUGUUCGUCGCCGUCUGAUGGACACUGUGCUCGUCAUGUUUGACCCGGAUUCCCUUGAAUCUCAGCAGUACAUUGAUACCAAGAGCCAGGAGCGGGCGUUUAAGUUGUGGGAAUUUUGGGCCUUCACCAACUUGAGCCAGGUGGAUGAAAUCACUUUUGCUGCUAUGGACGACAGCGAUCGAAAGUAUUGCAUGGUUUUCAACAAGGAGUCCAUCAUCAUGCCUGGCUCAAUGCCAAUCUUCCACCCUCAAGCUUGCUACAAGGCCCCGGAAGCUGACAUGAGCAUGGGAGAUUAUGAUUCCAUGGCUAACCAUGAGACCGUGGUCUCUGAGGAUACUUCGCAGUAUCUUGGUCAAGCCGAAGAUGGUGUAUAUCACUCGCACUACUCACAGGGCCCGAUGGACGGACAAAAUUUCUACCACAUGUCGCUCCACGCUUACCCGGAGGUUCCCACCUGUGUUCAUGACCCCCUCAACACGGAGGAUCACAUGGAUGAUCACAUGGAGGAUCACAUGGAGGAUCACACCAACGUGCAAACAGCAAUCGAUCCAAUCGCUCCAGUUGCUAUGCAAGCUAAGCCGAGCAAACACAGAGCUGCCAAGCCCCGUCGGAAGACAGCCAAGGCUGCUGCCGUGAAGAGUGACUCGAACAGCAAUCCUCCCGACGGCCUCUACGUUCCCGACAAACAUCACGAAAUGUUCGGCGAGAACGGUCCUUUUCGAGGCAUCGCUUACGUUCUGAAAGCUGGCAAGAGAAGCUGGGUGGCCCAUCCCGAUUAUGUGUCAGUUAAGUCGAGAGUCUUUGGGGACAAUCACAUCCCCGUCGGCAAAUGGUGGCCGGCUCAGAUGGUCGCCUGUGUCAACGGCGCCCAUGGUAACUGGUUCGGCGGAAUUACUGGAGACAAGGACCAGGGUGCUCACUCAAUCGUCAAAUCCGGUGAGACUUACGACAGUCUCAAUGAGGACCAGGGCAACACCAUAUUCUACUCUGGAUCAGGCGCCCACAAGUGUACAGACAACAAGCCGAAGAACUCUGACGGCACUGAGAUGCUGUACAAGUCACUCAAGAGCAACCGGCCUGUCCGCCUGCUCCGUGCAGCUGCCAAGAAGGGCAAGAACGGUCUUUACAGCCCCAGCGUUGGCAUUCGGUAUGAUGGCCUGUACGAUGUGGUUCGUCGCACCAAGGCCUUCAACGACAAUGGCGGCGCCUACUAG